GUCAAAGGUCUGCAUCGUGUUGUUGACAAACAGGCGGCGGCGAGUCACCGUCAGGGCGCCGACCAGACUUUUCUCCUCCCCGCCAUUAUCACCAAGACUUCCCGCCCUUUAGAGUUUAUUACCUUGCCGUUUGAGUCCAGCAGGUGAGGUUUAUCAAAGAAACCCGCCACCAUGCCCGCCGAGAACCUAGAGGAGCAGGGGCUGGAGAAGAACCCGGACCUGAACCUCGCCCAGCUCAAGUUCAAGCUGACCCUCAACGACUUCAAGAACGACUCCACCAUCAAGGACGAGCUCAUGCAGGCCAUCGAGAAGGACAACAUGGCACCCUUCUACGAGGAGUGCUGUCGGGACCUGGGCUGGCAGCUGGACUCGGCGCUGCUGGAGAGGAUGAAGAAGGAAAAUGAGACGGAGCAGCAGACCAUGAACGAGACAAUCGAGGAGGCCGAGAAGUCCAUGGGAGAGACGGAGAUCAGGGAGGCCAACUUGAAGAAGGCCGAGUACUUGUCACGUAUUGGAGACAAGGAAGAGGCCAUUAAAGCAUUCGCCAAGACCUACGAGAAGACCGUCUCCCUGGGCCAGCGCCUUGACCUGGUCUUCCACAACAUCCGCCUCGGCCUCUUCUACCUUGAUCACUCCCUCAUCACACGCAACCUGGAGAAGGCGAAAAGUCUAAUUGAGGAGGGCGGUGACUGGGACCGGCGGAACAGACUGAAGGUGUACGAGGGUGUGUACUGCAUGGCGGUGCGGGAUUUCAAGAAGGCAGCAACCCUCUUCCUGGACACCAUCAGCACCUUCACCUCCUACGAGCUAAUGGACUACACCAGGUUUGUGGGCUACACGGUGCUGGUUUGCAUCAUUGCCCUGCCCCGUAAUGACCUGCGCACCAAGGUGGUCAAGGGCUCGGAGAUUCAGGAGGUGCUACACUCGGCCCAGGACCUCAAGACCUACCUCCUCUCCCUCUAUGAUUGCCAGUACCAGACAUUCUUCCAGAAGCUUGCCUGGGUUGAGAAGGAGCUCCGCCACGAUCGGCUCCUCGCCCCCCACUACCGAUACUAUGUGCGGGAGAUGAGGAUCCUCGCCUACACGCAGCUGCUGGAGUCCUACCGCUCGCUAACCCUCCAGUACAUGGCCACAGCCUUCGGGGUCUCCACAGAGUUCAUUGACAGGGAGUUGUCGCGAUACAUUGCCGCUGGCCGCCUCCACUGCAAGAUAGACAAGGUUGGCGGCAUCGUGGAGACCAACCGACCAGACUCCAAGAACUGGCAGUACCAGGCGGUCAUCAAGCACGGCGACAUCUUGCUUAACAGAGUACAGAAGUUGUCGCGGGUCAUCAACAUCUAGCUCAGCCUGGCCCGUGUUUCUAUGCUUUCUAACACACUUUGUUGUACUGUAAGAACUUAGGAGGUUUAAACGUUUAUUUUGUGGUUGGCUUACAUCCUUUCAGCAUUUGGAGGGUGUAACUGUACCAGUCACUAUUUAUGAAUGGCAACAAUUAGGAACUUAAUAAAUUUCUUAUAUAAA
Molecule: messenger RNA, 1521 nt
Organism: Eriocheir sinensis (Chinese mitten crab)
Lineage: Eukaryota; Metazoa; Arthropoda; Malacostraca; Decapoda; Varunidae
Gene: Rpn7
Product: 26S proteasome non-ATPase regulatory subunit 6-like
Exons: 7
Coding region: 172-1341 (389 amino acids)
Biological process (GO): proteasome-mediated ubiquitin-dependent protein catabolic process
Cellular component (GO): proteasome regulatory particle
Molecular function (GO): protein binding
Source: RefSeq, a predicted model, not a curated record